Molecule: messenger RNA, 906 nt
Organism: Lichtheimia ornata
Lineage: Eukaryota; Fungi; Mucoromycota; Mucoromycetes; Mucorales; Lichtheimiaceae
Exons: 4
Coding region: 1-906 (301 amino acids)
Cellular component (GO): membrane
Molecular function (GO): serine-type endopeptidase activity
Source: RefSeq, a predicted model, not a curated record
AUGGUGCGUGCUUUAUUGCUUGCUUGUUUACGACCAUCGACGCUUACUACAACUACGAGUACGGCAUUGCAACGGCCUAUCGUGUCGAAAUUACCAGCUACUAUUCGCCAUGUUGCCACUUCGUGGAGGGUCAUGAUUCGACCCCACUACUACAAUCAGCCUGAAAAGUCGUCUUUAUCCAAAGCCUUGCAACAACAACGCAAUCCCAUUCGGCAAUUCCAACGACGGCUCGACAAUGCGAAUCCCAAUACGGUGCUGUAUGCGCUUUUAGGUGUCAACGGGGCCGUGUUUCUUGCGUGGCAAUAUGCAGUCAAUAGCUACAAAACAUUCGGCGACGGGCGUUGGCUCAACUUUAUGGCCGCCAAUUUCAUGAACUCGGCUGAAGCUUUCAAGCACGGACGAUUCCAUACGUUAUUGACAUCAUCCAUAUCGCACCGUGAUCUAGGCCAUCUUGGUCUUAAUAUGCUGGUGUUGUAUUCUAUGGGUCAGGCUGCUAUUGAAGCCCUCGGUGCCUCUCGAUUUCUAUUACUCUACAGUGGAGCGGGUAUUGCUGCAUCCUUGGCAACAUUGGCCUAUCGACAAUAUGUAAGACCUAUGCUGGAACGAAAACGUCUUGUUCGGGGAAGCGCUCCUUUUGGCUCAUUAGGUGCUUCAGGAUCUGUCAUGGGUAUCACUACUUUUUAUGCUUGUGCAUUCCCACGAACCACAUUUUUGCUCUUUUUUGUGAUUCCCAUGCCAGCCAUUGCCGUUGUUCUUGGUGUUGCAGGAUAUGACUUUUAUCAAGCUUUCACACUCAAGAAUGAGGUGGUUGACAGUGCUGCUCAUUUGGGCGGAACAGCUUAUGGUGCUGCCUACUGGUUCUUACGCGUGAGACCUUUGUUGCGUGCAGGUCGUUGGCGUGUUUAG